Messenger RNA from Parnassius apollo (apollo), 396 nucleotides. NCBI's taxonomy places the organism in Eukaryota, Metazoa, Arthropoda, Insecta, Lepidoptera, Papilionidae. The record is from the annotation of a GenBank genome assembly.
AUGAGCGCACGCAGAAGUUUGAACGAAGAUCAAGUUAUACAAUUGCUGGGCGAUGGAAACUUCUCCGACAUCGAAGAUUUUGAGGACGACGACGACGAAAUCCAACCCAGCACUUUCGAAAAUCUUCAGUUGAAUGAUCCAGAGCCUGAACCACAGCCGUCUGUAGCACCGGAGCCGGAACCGAUGCAAGAUACUCCUGGACCAUCACAACUAACUCCGCGCCCUCGAUCUUUACGGCCACCUUCUCGAAAGAGAGUUUGGAAGCAGCACGGCGGUCGCCGAGCCUCCUGCAAGCGUGUAGACUGCGGCAAAUUCUGCCUACAGUGGCAGAGGACCGUAUCCUGCUUUGGAAUUGUACGAGACGACAAGGAAAAGUUCAAUUCUAUAGAGGGAUAA